Telopea speciosissima is the source of this 785-nucleotide messenger RNA. Its product is annotated as CASP-like protein 1B2. The record is from RefSeq and is a predicted model, not a curated record. The transcript has 3 exons. The coding region runs from base 54 to 647 and encodes 197 amino acids. NCBI's taxonomy places the organism in Eukaryota, Viridiplantae, Streptophyta, Magnoliopsida, Proteales, Proteaceae.
CCUCAGAAGACAUCUCUAAUUUCCUUUCCCAUUUCAUUCUUUCUCUCAGUGCCAUGGAUCAUGCAGGUGGUGCAAAACCAGUUGAGUUGAACCCUGGGCCAGAAACUAAGAGACAGGGUUGGGUCCUUUUGCUGUUGAGGUUGCUUGCAUUGUUUGCGGCUGUUUCUGCUACACUUGUGAUGGCACUUGACAAGGAGACUAAAACCAUUGUGGUUGCUACCGUUGGGACUACCCAAGUUACUGCUGCUCUCACGGCUAAGUUUCAGCACACCCCAGCCUUUGUGUUCUUUGUGAUAGUCAAUGGAAUAGCCAGUUUCCAUCACCUCGUCAUCUUGAUCGCGGAUUUAUUAGCUUAUAAGCUUGAUUUCAAUGGUUUUCGGCCUUUGAUAAUCACAAUCUUGGACAUGGGAACAGUGGCUCUAGUGUCGUCUGGACUUGGUGCUGCAACUGCAAUGGCUGAGCUAGGGCAGAAUGGUAAUUCACAUGCCAGGUGGAACAAGAUCUGUGACAAAUUUGAAACAUUUUGUGAUCAUGGUCGUGGGGCCCUCAUCGCUUCCUUCAUUGGGCUUGGCCUCUUGAUGUUUCUCAACUUGUUAUCAAUGGUUACCCUUUUCAAAAAGACUAAGAAGUAUUUGGUAGUCCCAUGAUGCACUGGAUCUCCAUAUUUUCAUAAUAUUGUAAUUUGUGUGUGUUUGUAGUAUGUAACGGGCUUGGUGAUGUUUCUCAACUUGUUAUGAAUGGAAAAUUAAUGGCUUGUUGAUUUCAUCGUUCAUUGAUCUUUUUUU